Messenger RNA from Gracilinanus agilis (Agile Gracile Mouse Opossum), 843 nucleotides. Its product is annotated as sialin-like. Gene Ontology annotation, biological process: monoatomic anion transport; transmembrane transport. The record is from RefSeq and is a predicted model, not a curated record. Lineage: Eukaryota; Metazoa; Chordata; Mammalia; Didelphimorphia; Didelphidae. The annotation marks the transcript as partial. Gene Ontology annotation, molecular function: transmembrane transporter activity. The transcript is spliced from 8 exons.
AUGUGUAAAAGAGGAGACUAUAGAAUGUAUAAGGCAAAUGGAAGAGAAAAGAAAGAGAUGAACAAUUUAAAAUUUCUUGUGAUUUUCCAGGGUGUUACAUUUCCUGCAAUGCAUGCUAUGUGGUCUUCUUGGGCUCCUCCUCUUGAAAGAAGCAAACUUCUUAGUAUUUCAUAUGCAGGAACACAGCUUGGAACAGUCAUCUCUCUUCCACUGUCUGGAAUAAUUUGCUACUAUAUGGACUGGACUUACGUCUUUUACUUUUUUGGUGCUCUUGGAAUAAUUUGGUUCAUUUUAUGGAUCUGGUUGGUUAGUGACAGACCAGAAACUCACAAGACAAUCUCUGUUUUGGAAAAAGAAUACAUUCUUUGUUCUUUGAAAGAUCAGCUUACUGCACAGAAAUCAGUACCAUGGAUAUCCAUGCUGAAAUCAAUACCACUUUGGUCUAUUGUUGUUGCACAUUUUUCUUACAACUGGACUUUCUAUACUUUAUUGACAUUAUUGCCUACAUAUAUGAAAGAAAUAUUAAGAUUUGAUGCCCAAGAGAAUGGACUUUUAUCUGCACUACCUUAUUUUGGAUGUUGGGUGUGUAUGCUCUUAUCUGGUCAAGCAGCUGACUACUUAAGAGAAACAUGGAAUUUUUCAACUGUAUGGGUCCGUAGAGUAUUUAGCUUAAUAGGAAUGAUUGGGCCAGCAGUAUUCUUAGUAGCAACUGGAUUCACUGGCUGUGAUUAUUAUUUGGCAAUUGCCUUCUUAACCAUAUCCACGACAUUAGGAGGUUUUUGCACUUCUGGGUUCAACAUCAACCAUCUGGAUAUUGCACCUUCUUUUGCUGGAUAGUUGAUU